ACAAAAAAAAACGUGAACAGAUUCUUGCGGAAUCUGUGGUCUUAAAAGAAAACAAUAGCCUGGCAAGAGUUGAUACUGUUGCGCAAGCUCCUCAGCCUUGCAGUUGGGAAACGUCUGCUAAAUUUCCAAGAAAAAGCUUUGAAAGGGUUCGAUCGCUAGCUGCCCGGUGAAAACGCCCGUCCUCCUGUGACCCAGGCCCCCCCGCCAGCUGCGACCACCAUGAGCACCUUGAUGACGACGGUGAUGAUGAUGAAGACGACGCAAAGCGCGCGCCUCCUCGCUACUGCCUUCGUGAAAGCACCGCGUCAACGCGCCUUUAGCCUGGACGCGAGCGCGCCGCUGGUGUGCACUCGUGGCUACGUACACGGCCGUUGGGUGAGCGCGCCUCAAGACUUCCCGGUUUGGGACCCGGCCACCGGGACCGAGAUCGCGCGGGUGGCGGACUGCGGGCCGGAAGAGGCCAAGCGGGCCGUAGACGCGGCCCACGAGGCAUUCCAACAGUGGAAGGAUGUCACGGCCAAGGAGCGCAGUAGCCUCCUGAGGAAGUGGGCCAACCUGAUGACGGAGCACAAAGAGCACCUGGCCACCAUCAUCACCUUCGAGAGUGGUAAACCCAUGAAAGAGGCCCUGGGUGAAAUCGCCUACUCAACAUCCUUCCUAGACUGGUUUUCAGAGGAAGCGCGGCGGGUGUACGGUGACGUGGUGCCGUCACCAUUCAGGGACCGCAAGAUGCUCCUCCUCAAGCAGCCGGUGGGCGUGGCCUCCAUCAUCACGCCGUGGAACUUCCCGAGCGCCAUGAUCACCAGGAAGGUUGGCGCCGCGCUGGCCGCAGGAUGUAGCGUCGUGGUCAAGCCGGCCGAGGACACACCCCUAUCGGCACUUGCUCUGGCAGAGCUGUCGUCCCAGGCGGGCCUCCCGGCGGGCGUGUUCAACGUGGUCCCAUGCUCCAGGGAGCAGACGCCAUCGGUGGGGCGCGUCUUGUGUAGCGACCCCCUGGUGCGCAAGAUCUCCUUCACGGGUUCCACCGCCACCGGCAAGGUUUUGCUGAAAAUGGCCGCAGAAACCGUCAAGAGGGUCUCCAUGGAGCUGGGGGGUCACGCCCCUUUCAUUGUCUUUGACAGCGCCGACGUGGACCAGGCGGUGCAAGGAGCCAUGGCUUCCAAGUUCAGAAACUCGGGGCAGACGUGCGUGUGUUCCAACCGUUUCCUGGUGCAGAGCUCCGUCUACGACAGCUUUCUGGAAAAGCUUGGCGCCGCCAUGGACUGCCAGCUCAAGAUCGGACACGGCAGCGAGCCGGACACCACGCAGGGCCCGCUCAUCAACCGCAGGGCAGCGGACAAGGUCCUCCAUCAGACCGAGGAUGCCCUCUCUCGGGGGGCCCGCCUCCUGCGGGGCGGCCGCCGUCUUCACGGCUCUUUUGUGGCGCCCACGCUGCUGGCGGACGUCAGGGCCGACAUGUUGUGUAUGCAAGAGGAAACCUUUGGGCCUCUGGUGCCCGUAGUCAGGUUUGACACGGAGCAGGAAGCGCUCGCCAUCGCCAAUUCGUCCCGAGUGGGCCUGGCAGGUUACUUCUACUCGUCGGACAUGUCUCAGAUCUGGAGAGUGGCAGAAGCUUUGGAGGUGGGUCUGGUGGGGGUCAACGAGGGUCUGGUGUCCACCCCCGAGGCCACCUUUGGGGGGGUCAAGGAGUCCGGUCUUGGACGCGAGGGCUCCAAGUACGGCGUGGACGAAUACCUUGACGUCAAAUACGUCUGCUUGGGUGGCCUGUCGCCAACUGGCUAACGGGAUCACCAAACGAGAACCCCGUCAACGUGCCAUAAAUGACGAGAGCUCGCUAACGCUAAUUCUUAGUUCUUACUUUGGCUUGCCAUUUUUGUAGUGUGCUAGUUAGCUUAGCACAAUUGCAAUUGGCCAGUGACAGUCAACUUGUAUUGUUCAUUCAUUGAAAUAUCCAACAUUGCUAAGCGGUGACUGGAUGAUGUGAAGCUUCUGCCAGCCAAUCAGGAGAGAUUUUUUCUUUGCUGUCACUCAGUGAAAUGAAUUUCACAUUUUGAAAAAAGCACGAUAUGAGAACAAUUUAAAAGAUUGACGUCCUCUAGAUUUUUGUAAUGGUUAUACUAAUUAGUUUAUAAUAAUUAUGUCUAUAUUGACAUGU
Molecule: messenger RNA, 2155 nt
Organism: Syngnathus acus (greater pipefish)
Lineage: Eukaryota; Metazoa; Chordata; Actinopteri; Syngnathiformes; Syngnathidae
Gene: aldh5a1
Product: aldehyde dehydrogenase 5 family, member A1 (succinate-semialdehyde dehydrogenase)
Exons: 11
Coding region: 220-1782 (520 amino acids)
Biological process (GO): GABA catabolic process
Molecular function (GO): succinate-semialdehyde dehydrogenase (NAD+) activity
Source: RefSeq, a predicted model, not a curated record